UUUCUGUAGCAUUUUCUACUGAACUGGAUUUGUUUCUCCUGCAUAGUUAAUGCUCUCCUGGGCGAGGAUUGUUUCAUCUGCUUCUCUAAGCUCAGCAUCUAGCCUAGCAGCUUCUUUAGUGUUUAUGAACUAGGAGUCCAAAUGGGUCGUUCUCAUACAUUUUUCUUCCUUACGUUGCCGCACAGGAGGCUGCGGGUGGAGUGGCAGUGGGUGAAGAAUGGACAGAUGAGCGCCUGGAGAAAGUCCCACAGAGGGAGGCGUUUCUUGACAACUGUAGAGUUACAAGGUUCAGCCACAAAGGAAGAAGAAGCGGGAAGGAUAAAAGAUUGCUGGGAAAACCAGGACGCUCCAGCACUUUCUACGUGUAGCAAUGCCAACAUCUUCCGAAGGAUAAAUGCCAUCCUGGAUAACUCUCUGGACUUCAGCAGAGUCUGCACCACACCUGUAAAUCGAGGAGCCCAUGAUCACUUGCCAGCAGACUUCCAGGACUCUGAAGAAACAGUCACAAGCAGGAUGCUCUUCCCCACCUCUGCGCAAGAAUCCUCCCGUGGCCUCCCAGAUGCAAACGACUUGUGCCUUGGCCUGCAAUCGCUCAGCCUCACAGGCUGGGACCGACCCUGGAGCACCCAGGACGCCGACUCCCCGGCCCCGAGCAGCACACCCUCAGUGCUGAGCAUGCUCCACACCCCCUUGGGCAGUGUCCUGGGGAAACCUCCAUUGAGCUUCCUGCCUCUGGACCCCCUGGGAUCAGACCUGGACAAGUUCCCAGCGCCAUCAGCGAGAGCGGCCCGCCUGGACCCCCGGCCCAUCCUGGACUCCCGCUCCAGCAGCCCCUCCGACUCCGACACCAGUGGCUUUAGCUCCGGCUCAGACCACCUCUCGGACUUGAUUUCAAGCCUUCGAAUUUCCCCUCCUCUGCCUUUCCUAUCUCUGACUGGGGGUGGUCCCAGAGACCCCUUAAAGAUGGGGGUUGGGUCUCGGAUGGACCAAGAGCAAGCCGCUCUCGCUGCGGUCACUCCCUCCCCAACCAGUGCAUCAAAGAGAUGGCCAGGAGCAUCAGUGUGGCCAUCCUGGGACCUCCUGGAAGCGCCCAAAGACCCCUUCAGCAUAGAGAGAGAGGCCCGGCUGCACCGGCAGGCUGCAGCGGUGAAUGAAGCCACCUGCACCUGGAGUGGCCAGCUUCCCCCACGGAGCUACAAGAACCCCGUCUACUCCUGCAAGGUGUUCCUCGGAGGUGUUCCUUGGGAUAUUACGGAAGCUGGCCUGGUUAACACCUUCCGUGUGUUUGGCUCUUUGAGUGUGGAGUGGCCUGGUAAGGAUGGCAAGCACCCCCGGUGCCCUCCCAAAGGGUAUGUGUACCUGGUCUUUGAACUCGAGAAGUCCGUGCGGGCCCUGCUGCAGGCAUGCUCCCACGACCCCCUGAGCCCGGACGGGCUGGGCGAGUACUACUUCAAGAUGUCCAGCCGCAGGAUGCGCUGCAAGGAGGUACAGGUGAUCCCCUGGGUCUUAGCUGACAGCAACUUCGUCCGAAGCCCAUCUCAGAGACUGGACCCCAGCAGGACGGUGUUUGUGGGUGCGCUGCAUGGGAUGCUCAACGCCGAGGCCCUGGCGGCCAUCCUGAAUGACCUCUUUGGGGGGGUGGUGUAUGCUGGAAUCGACACUGAUAAGCACAAAUACCCCAUUGGCUCUGGCCGCGUGACCUUCAAUAACCAGCGCAGUUACUUGAAAGCAGUCAGCGCGGCCUUUGUGGAGAUCAAAACCACCAAGUUCACCAAGAAGGUCCAGAUUGACCCCUAUCUAGAGGAUUCUCUGUGUCACAUCUGCAGCUCUCAGCCUGGCCCCUUCUUCUGUCGCGAUCAGGUGUGUUUUAAGUACUUCUGCCGGAGCUGCUGGCACUGGCGGCACAGCAUGGAGGGCCUGCGCCAUCACAGCCCCCUGAUGCGGAACCAGAAGAACCGAGACUCCAGCUAGAGGGGCUGGCCCUGCCCGAGGGCAGGUGCCCCAGGCUGGCCGGUCCAGGGUGGCCCGCACCACCUGCCACCGGCCACCAGGGAGCUGGCUUCCCGAGGACAAGGGACAUCGCCGUCACGUUUGCACCCGCUGAACCUGUCUUUGUUUCUGCACUGAUUAAUGCACAAUGAGUUUUGUCGGGUUUUGUUGUCGGGGUGAGCAGGUCACGGACCCCUGGCUCACCCUCCAAGCAACUCUGUAGUUUUCCCAGAUUUUAGUUCCUCAUUUUGCCGAUGAAAAGCAAAAAAGAACUACGUGUCCAGAAAGUGCUGGCACAGACGCCUGCCUCUAGGUUUAUUUAUUAGAAGCGCUUUUUUACAUUCCUUGCACUACUGGUGGUGAAGACGCGCAGGCCUCGCAGGUUUCGUUCCGCAGUUGCCAUACAGUGCCUUUCAUUGAUUUGGCCCCACCUGAACGGCAUAAACUGAGUGUUCAGCUGGUGUUUUUUACUGUACACAACAAGGAGACUUUGCUCUUCAUUUAAACCAAAAUCAUAUUUCAUAUUUUACGCUCGAGGGUUUUUACCGGUUCCUUUUUACACUCCUUAAAACAGUUUUUAAGUAGUUUGGAACAAGAGAUUUUUUUUCUUUCCUGGCAGCUUUUAACAUUACAGCAACUUUGUGUCUGGGGCUGCUGGCCGCUGUCUCACAGUUGCAAAGGAGGCGUUUGCAACCAAGAAGACACCUUUUUUUUGGAUUUGAACCUGGACCGGAUAGGUUUGCGCAGCUGCUGUACAUAGUUUUAAAUGGUUUCCUGCACCUUCUUCAGUUGCACUUGCGGGGGGUGGGCUUGGUAGACGUUUUUAAUCACAAAGUCACAGGACUUUUUCUUUUGUAACAGCUAACAAGGGCUGCUUUCGGGUGGGGGCGGGGGCGGCUCGCAGGAGCCCUUUCUCUGGGGGGACAGGACCCUCCCGUAUUCCUUUCCUUCGAGAACUGUGUGAGCACCAGGUACGGUCGGCGGAAAUGCUACUGGAAUUUGAAAACUUGACUCUUUCUUUUUCUUUCGUUGUUUUUUUUAAACAAAAUGGACUCGCCCCUCUUUGGGAAGCUGUGUGCCAAAGAACCAGUGUCAUGCCCUCCCCCUGCUGAGCUGACCUUGCGUCGUCGUUGCCUACCCCAGCUACUCGUGGGUUUCGUGAAGCCGUGUGAAGUCUCUACCUCACUGUAGUACAUGCCGGCCGCCCGCAGGUGCGGGGCGCUGCCGUGUAGUUUUCUUGGCACAUAAUAAACACGUUGCAGCAGAGCUCGGGUCUGCGUGUCUGG
This is a messenger RNA of Talpa occidentalis (Iberian mole), 3275 nucleotides long. It is a transcript of the gene CPEB1, whose product is annotated as cytoplasmic polyadenylation element binding protein 1. Bases 142 to 1971 code for a protein of 609 amino acids. Gene Ontology annotation, cellular component: synapse; nucleus; cytoplasm. Lineage: Eukaryota; Metazoa; Chordata; Mammalia; Eulipotyphla; Talpidae. The record is from RefSeq and is a predicted model, not a curated record. Gene Ontology annotation, biological process: negative regulation of cytoplasmic translation. Gene Ontology annotation, molecular function: ribosome binding; mRNA regulatory element binding translation repressor activity; translation factor activity, RNA binding. The transcript has 12 exons.